This is a messenger RNA of Oncorhynchus kisutch (coho salmon), 6913 nucleotides long. RefSeq names its product gap junction alpha-5 protein-like. Gene Ontology annotation, cellular component: connexin complex. The coding region runs from base 923 to 2134 and encodes 403 amino acids. Gene Ontology annotation, molecular function: gap junction channel activity involved in atrial cardiac muscle cell-AV node cell electrical coupling. The record is from RefSeq and is a predicted model, not a curated record. NCBI's taxonomy places the organism in Eukaryota, Metazoa, Chordata, Actinopteri, Salmoniformes, Salmonidae. The transcript is spliced from 3 exons. Gene Ontology annotation, biological process: atrial cardiac muscle cell to AV node cell communication by electrical coupling; heart development; cell-cell signaling.
CUGGUAUUUCUUCCACUGCCCCCAUGCUUAAGGCUGCAUUUCUGUCCGUGGUCCAUCUGGUAGUCUCCUACAUUACAAACAGCUGCUCCUGCUCAUCAGCCUUAGGUCUGUGCCCUCAUCUACUCCGUCCGUCCUCAAAGUCUGCAUCACCAGUCCCUCUACCCUGAUCUCUGCCAAGGAAUGAAAAAAGGGGAAAGAUAGGGAAAUAGUCAUUAUAGUUGAUGAAAACAUUUAAGUUUUCUUUCAAGUUGAAAGAGUUUGCUUUAUUCUGAUCAAUUGACAGAUAGUGGAUUUGAUCCCUCAACACAUCAAGCCAACUGGUGAGAGACUCCAUUUUCUGCCCCAGUGGAGAGAGAUAAACAGCUUUCUGUCUGGACAAGAGACUCGACAUUGGGGGACAAACCCAGUCAUCUUUAGCCAGGACACUGAAAGAGACUAAGUUUGCUGCUUUACCUUGAGAGACACAACCUUCUGUGUCAAGACAAGACAAGACGAGCAGUUUUCUGUCUAAACAGAGACAGAAAAGCCUAGAAAGAGAGACCAAGACCUCUGGAUUUCACCCUCUCAGGGACAGUUUUUUGCCUUAAUACAGAAACGGAGAUUACGACUGUUCUACUACAAUAUUCCUUACCCCUAAUAUUGAGAGUCCUUCACUUUUCUUCCCUGUCACCUGAACACUGAGAAAACCUUUCUGCAUUCUCAUUUUUAACAGAAAAGGCACCAGCCGGGUCUAAGCAGCUGCAUCUCAGACUCCAGACAAGCACCAAGCACCGUAAAGUGAGCAUCAUUGUUCUCCUUUCCGAGGUAAACAACAGAAGGAGGAGGGCGGAAGGGCAGAGGGAGCACCUUCUUCCUCCCUAAAGUACCCCCAGCUGCCAAGACCCCAGUCAGGCCGUUCCAGAGGUGUGGUGUGUGACGGGUGAUGGCCGACUGGAGUCUACUGGGAAACUUCUUGGAAGAGGUGCAGGAACACUCGACGUCUGUGGGCAAGGUGUGGCUCACCAUCCUCUUCAUCUUCCGUAUUCUGGUCUUGGGCACGGCCGCUGAGUCGUCGUGGGGCGACGAGCAGGAGGACUUCACCUGCGACACGGAGCAGCCUGGUUGCGAGAACGUUUGUUACGACACGGCCUUCCCCAUCGCCCACAUCCGCUACUGGGUGCUGCAGAUUGUCUUCGUGUCCACGCCGUCGCUCAUCUACAUGGGCCACGCCAUGCACACGGUGCGCAUGGAGGAGAAACGCCGGCGCAAGGAGCAGGAGGACCAGGGGGGUGGUGACGGGGAGGAAGGAGGGGAAGGAGGAGAGGAGAAGCAUUAUCUGGAGCACGGGGAAGACAAGGGGGGAGAGUGCGGGAAGGAGGGCAGCGGCAUAGGGAGGGUGCGUCUGCGCGGGGCGCUGCUGCAGACUUACGUGUUGAGCAUCCUGAUCCGGACGCUAAUGGAGGUGGUCUUCAUCGUGGUGCAGUACAUCCUCUAUGGGGUCUUCCUCAACGCCCUGUACGUGUGCCACAGUCGGCCCUGUCCCCACCCGGUUAACUGUUACGUCUCGCGGCCCACGGAGAAGAAUGUGUUCAUCGUGUUCAUGCUGGCCGUGUCGGGCGUGUCGCUGUUUCUCAGCGCCGUGGAGCUCUACCACCUGGCCUUUAAGCAGUGUCAGAGGUUUCUGAGGAGUAAACGACAACAGCAACAACAACAGCAACAUCAACUGCUACAAGGACGCACGCCCUCAAGUGCUACGGUCAUAGCCGCUGAACCGGACAGCCCACCCCGUCCGUCCAUGCCUUGCACCCCGCCCCCAGACUUCAGCCAGUGUGUGAUCUCUUCCCCUCACACACACCCAAUGCACACCCAAUCCCACCCCCAUCCUAGCUGCCCUCCCUUCAACAACCGGCUGGCCCACCAGCAGAACUCAGUCAACAUGGCCACUGAGCGCCACCGUGUUGUCCACGAUGACCUGGGGAAGGAAGACUUCCUGCACAUGACCUAUGAGGGGCACGCCGACACGCCCAACGCCUGCAUCCCACCCCCUUCGCUGCUCCAAAACGGCUUCCAAAAUGGCUACCUGAAAGACAAGAGGCGUCUGAGCAAGACCAGCGGCUCCAGUAGCCGUGUGCGACCCGAUGACUUGGCUGUGUAGCCCCAAUUCCCAACACACACACUGUUCCUGGAUCAUUUCAAACACACACUCACACACACACACACAGAAGAAUGGGAUGACUAUGGCUCGUCUGUUGUGGUGGACUAAUUUGAGCACUGCAUGGCACAUGUCAACAAAGUUACAAAGUAUCACAAGUCAUGAAACAGAAUACUCGAGCUAAUCAGAAGUCCUGAAAUAUGGAUGCUUGAGGAACAAUUGACAUACACAUUGGCACUUAGAUAUCAUUAGUAUGGGUCUCAGUCAUGGUUUUGAGACAUAGAUCCACGGGCACAACACAGCUGUAGAGGGGUUAGUGCCUUCAUAUUUAGCCCUCAGGACUAAUCCCCUAAUGUGACUGUCUGAGACAUCUGUCUUGAUGCGUCCUAAAUGGCACCCUAUUGCCUAUAUAGCAGCAGGUAGCCUAGUGGUUAGAGUGUUGGGCCAGUAACCGAAAGAUGGUAUCCCCGAGUUGACAAGGUAAAAAUCUGUAAUUCUGCCCCUGAGCAAGGUACUGUUCCCAGAAGACGUGGAUGUUGAUUAUGGCAGCCCCUCGCACCUCUCUGAUUCAGAGGGGAUGGGUUAAAGGUGGAAGACACAUUUCAGUUGAAUGCAUUCAUCUGACUACGUAUCCCCCUUUACUUUUAACCAGGGCACAUAUAGCUUUGGUCAAAAGUAGUGCACUAUAUAGGAGAAUAAGGUGCCAUUUGUGACAGAGACAUUGACUGCUGUCUCUGAGUCUCUCCCUGAGAGACAGGGGGGGCCUUGUGCCAAACCUGAGAAUGAGUGGGUCACUGCCACACUAUCAGCUCUGUGACACUGACUGGCUGCUGGGGACAGCUAAGUGGGACAGAUGACAGCCAGUCUGUCGCUCAGAGAGAGAUAUGUGAAGGACGGCUGCCUGUCAGUGACCCACAAACGCACGCUUAGACAAAUGCUCUACACGUGUAGGCUUGCUCUCUCUCACGCACGCGCACAUACAAUACAUUUACAGAGGCACGCAGACACUUUCAUUGGCAUACAAUACAAACAUGCAGACACACCAUGGGAAUCCUGAUGUUGUAAUCACCUCCCAAAACCACUUCCCAAAACCAUUGUUACUAACUUUGCAAUUGAAAACGCUCGUAAUCGAACUUCUAGAACAGCUAAGUGUGUCAGAUGCUUUUUCGCCCUUAUACACAGAGAUAUCUGCUAAACUUUGAAUCACAGUGUGAUAGUGUCUCUGUGACAUCGAUAACUUCAGAACAAAGUUGACUACAAAUACAAAGAUGCCAAUGAGUUUGCAAUUGAUACAAAGAAGCAACGUAGAAAAAUAUGCUUCAAAUUAAAAAUGCAGUCAAGAUGACUGCAUUAAAAUAUAAAGAGUAGGCUGUAGGCCUAUAUCAAUAAUAUGUUAUAAAAUGUUCAAAUAAUUUAGUAAAAUUUUGUUCCUGGGCGUAACUUUGGUUUUAGAAACGGGGGGGAGGGGCAUAAUAAAUAUAUAUAUUUUUUUUAUCCUAUCGGAUAAACGCUCCAAACAGCCUACCCAACCGCUCGGAGUUGUCCGCAUGGUCCUAAAGCACACCGUUGCAUCAUUUUGUAUCAUAUUCCAAUGACAUGGGGGGGGAACAAAAAAUGCAAUUCCAGAAUGUAGGGGGGGGACAUGUCGCCAGUGAAAGUUGCACCCCUGAUUUUGCUACUUGUAGGCUACUGUCAGUAUUUGUCUCAACAUAUUCACACAAUACGCAAUGAUGUGUCAAAUCGGUGAUUUAGUGCAUUUUCAUUGGGUAAGCAUUAUUCAUAAUAAACUGCCUCAAUAUUUGCAGCAGUAGGUGGGAAUAUCUCUCCAGGAGCUGAUCCGUUUUCAGUAUUGUGAAAUAAUUAUAAUGUUAAGGAAAUAUUUGAACGGAGAAAGCUGAUCCGAGAGCAGCGCUCCCUUUCUUUCGAGCCUAUCAGGAUCUACACAAUGCUCCAACGAUGUACUUUGCGACCGUUCUCUCUGCGUGGUGUUUUGACAGACGCGUGAUACAUCGUUAUCGGAAAACCGGGCGGAGACCUUGAACGUGAUCUUGCCAAACAAGUGUAUGUCUAUUGUCAAGGAAACACCGCUUUUAUUUAUCACUGUCAGCUCGUGAGUUAGGAGACUGUGAAAAGUAAGCCGGAGAGGAAUUCUCUUAAUUUUUGGAAAGUCAUUCCCUUUCAGAAUUAUCAAACAGAAGGGCUGAUAAAUAUAAAAAAUAGGACCUAUCUUUUUUACCUGGCAAAGUAUGUGGUCGAAAACUGAAAACGUUUUGCACUGGUUUACCGAAUCUGUGUGUGUAGUGUUUUACAACAUCUCAGAUUUAUGUUUUGAAAUGUUUAACUAAAUCUAACUGCUAAUUCACAAAAAAAACGUUGUCUAGCUCAUUUUCAAUGCAUCUUUGUUUAACGUGAAUGAUUGUAUUGGGGUGGUGUCAUUGCAAUCACAUUUUUGUCAACUUCGCACUUUAGCAAAAAGCAAUGAAAAUAUGUAUCUUUAGUGUUCCAAAUGUUUUCAUGUUUAUUUUAUAUGUAAAAGUAGAUAUUGUCUGCCAUUAAAAACACAUUUAUCCAUGACACAUGAUAGGAAUUUGCAAGCUAUGUCUUAUCUACUAAUAUUUUAAGUAGAGCGAUUCUAUUUUACACACUGAUGACAACGUUCACUGUUCUAUCUGCACUAUAUUGUAUAUUGACUGUGUAUGGUAAAGACCACUGAUCCUCUUCGUACUAAUUGUGACAAAAUGUAAAACAAGCACGAACUCAAUAUAUACACCCCCCAUAUGUAUCAUGCACUCUAUUUGACUGAUAUCUUCUAACCUAUGAACACACUUCAGAGGUAUUUGGGAUUUUAUUUUACUGGCUUCUUAUAGAGCAACAGGGUCAAUCAUUUGUUGAGUUUCAGUAUCAGUUUCCAUUUGUCCUGAUCUUCUAUAACCCCUCUUUAUAGCCAUAUUUAAUCUGUGUGUAUAAAACAAGAGGCAUGAACGCCAGACUUUCACAGCUGCAGGACAAAUUUACCAUCGCUAAAAUUAGCCGAGGACAAAGUCCUCUUGACCAGGCUGCUCUCUGGAAUGCUGGGUAAUUAUAGUGGACAUUCGGAGCCAGAGAACCUUGAGAAAUGAUUCCCAGCGUUAAAGUUUUGAUAAUAGGCUAGGGAAUUAUUCCCAACGUUUCCCAGGGCACGGCCUGGACGGGAGCCAAAGAAAAUUCCCUGUGUGUGUGUGUGUGUGUGUGUGUGUGUGUGUGUGUGUGUGUGUGUGUGUGUGUGUGUGUGUGUGUGUGUGUGUGUGUGUGUGUGUGUGUGUGUGAGCCUAGUGGCUAGAGUGUUUGACUAGUAACCGGAAAGGUUGCAAGUUCAAAUCCCUGAGCUGACAAGGUACAAAUCUUUCGUUCUGCCCCUGAACAGGCAGUUAACCCACUGUUCCUAGGCCGUCAUUGAAAAUAAGAAUUUGUUCUUAACUGACUUGCCUAGUUAAAUAAGGGUAGACAAUUUAAUUAAAUAAAAAACAUACAAUGAGUAUGUAUGGGCAUUCAUCGGAAAUAGUCACUACCUGUGCUUGAAUUCACAUUGGCACUGCUACAUCUGAGUAGCAGUGCCAAUCUAGGAUCAGUUUAGCCUUUUAUGUUAUAAUGAAUAAGAGGGGGGACCUGAUCCUAGCUUAGUACUCCUACUUUGAGAUGCGAAUACGGGCCCCAAUUGUAUGGUUAUCAUUUUGACCUGAUACACUUCAAUAAUUAUUUCAACAUUACACAGGAGUAAAACAAUUUGCCAGUCUGUCGGAUAUUGUUGCCAGUUCCGAACUUCAAUAACAAAAAACGGUUUAAUGCACUAGGCUCUGUUAAGUAGAGCGGUAGUUCAACCAGGUAUCCCUGGGGGAUACUUUACCUAUCCACAGGGAACACUUGAAGAGACUCAAAAGACCAUAGGUUACUGGUGAAAUGCAAAUGAGGGUGUACUUCAGGGAACAAAAUGAACUUGGUGGUACAGUAACCCAAAAAGUUAGAGAACUACUGGAGUCGAGUACCACAAAAUGAUAUUUCUUGGCAUUGGGCCCUGGAAAUCUAAGAAUGGGAUGUAAAGCAGCGCUGACCAGUGUUUCUCCACUAGGUGGCCACAUUGCUCUAUACAGUGUGAGAUCCAUUGCAACCGACACAAAGGAUUCUUCCAUAUUGUUUUGAUUCAUCGUACGUAGAUUACUCCUCCAUAAGGUGCGAUUGCCUAGUGUCAUGGGAAUUCUGGUGCGCCAGGGGGAAAAUACUAUACAACACAGCACAGGCCACCUGUAUACCAAACAAUAUAUUUUAUUAGUCUUCCAACACCACAGCCCUGUACCAAAUUCAAUGGAGUCACAUGACAACAUGUUAACACAGGAGAGGCAGGGACACAGAUACAACCUACUAGCUCAUUUUCUGUUUAGCUUUUUUUGUCGUCAUUUCUGUUUUUUUUUAAUUCAGCAAAAUUCCAUGGUCACCACCCCCUCCAAGUAACCCAGACAUGGUUAAGGCUUCUUCUUCUUCUUCUUUUACUCUCCUCUCUGUACUCCUAGCCUGGAAAGGUGAGAGCAGAGGCUUUGCUUUCUGCUGUGUCUGUUUGUCCGUUAGGGCUAAGAGGGGUUUGAGGUGUGACAGACAUCACCCCCCCCCCCUAACCCACAACCCCAUAUCCAAUUCUAAACCAGGCCUCAUCAGCGUAUGCCCCAGAAUCACCCCUCCUACCGAGGGUUUUUUGACAAUAAAAACAGGAGAAAAAAAAGAAAAUAAACAUUCUUUACAGUUAAAUCAUGU